Molecule: messenger RNA, 2121 nt
Organism: Passer montanus (Eurasian tree sparrow)
Lineage: Eukaryota; Metazoa; Chordata; Aves; Passeriformes; Passeridae
Gene: MPPE1
Product: metallophosphoesterase 1
Exons: 10
Coding region: 632-1828 (398 amino acids)
Biological process (GO): GPI anchor biosynthetic process; endoplasmic reticulum to Golgi vesicle-mediated transport
Cellular component (GO): endoplasmic reticulum-Golgi intermediate compartment
Molecular function (GO): phosphoric diester hydrolase activity
Source: RefSeq, a predicted model, not a curated record
UUAAAAAAAGUGUCCUUUUGCUAUUCCUGUUGUACUGAUGGGGAGAGGAAUGCUGUAUGUGACACUGCAAAGUCACUGCCAGCUUCCUGUUGCUGUUGUCUUCCCUCAAAGAGUGAUUUGCACUGAGGUUUAAUUGGGGUGUGGCCAUGUGUGCUGGACAAAAACAACGGGAUCCUCAGUCUGGCUGAGUAAAAAGGAUUCUUUGGCAUCCAUACAGAGCAUUCUUUUAACUUGCUUUGCUGUUAUUUUCUGGUGCUUUCUCUUUCUGUGUUGACAGUCACAUUUAAUUCACUGCCAUCUUGAAUAUUCCUAUUACGAGUCUCUGCAGCACAGCUACAGGCCAAGUGAUCUCUGUGGGGCAUCUCUAAUACUUUUACCAUAAAUGAUGCCAUUUUGUCAUCUCUCAUGUUCUACAGCAAUUUAUGCAUUUCUGUUUUAGACUACUUCAGAUGUAUAAUGAGCUACAGAAGCGUUAUGUUAAAGAAACCAAAACAAACAAGGAGCAAAGCGAAGCAAUUAAAAAUCUCACUGGGUUUUGUGCUGACAAAAAGCCCAGUGUGAUCCUUAGAGCAGCCCAAGCUGUUUUCAUCUGAGAGGAGAACUUGAGCCAUUGUCUUAUGCUGGUACUGCAAUGCUGAGUUCUAGCUCAACUGCUGUGAAGAAUUUCCCUCUGAAGAGGAGGCUCUGUUUUCUGCUGAAACUUGUGUGCUUUGUCAGCUCAGUGUUAAUAUUUUGUGAAUUUUUAAUUUACUAUGUGGUAAUAUUUCAAUGCCGAUGGCCAAACGUGAAAGGUGGAGCUCACAUGACUGAAAAAGAGACUUCAGCUUCAGUCCUAAAGGCCAUAAUUUUAGCUGAUACACACCUACUUGGUGAAAUCAAAGGACAUUGGCUGGAUAAGCUAAGAAGGGAAUGGCAAAUGGAGAGAUCUUUCCAAACUGCCUUAUGGUUACUGCAGCCAGAUAUUGUUUUUAUUCUGGGAGAUGUUUUUGAUGAAGGAAAAUGGAGCUCACCUCAGGCCUGGGCAGAUGAUGUCAGGAGGUUCCAGAAGAUGUUCCAGCAUUCAGUUUUUACAGAGCUGGUGGUCAUCGCUGGGAACCACGACAUCGGAUUUCAUUACGAAAUGACUACUUACAAGGUAAAUCGAUUUGAAAAGGUUUUCAACUUUACUUCAGGAAAGCUGAUAACUCGGAAAGGAAUAAACUUUGUCCUAGUGAACAGUGUGGCCAUGGAGGGCGAUGGCUGUGCUGUCUGCCGUACCUCAGAGGCAAAACUUGUGGCACUUUCUCACAAACUGAAUUGCUCCCAGCAGAAACCAAAUCAUUCCAACAAAAGAUGUAGUGAUGUGGAAAAGCUUCCAGCUUCAGAACCCAUCCUUUUACAGCAUUACCCUCUCUAUCGGAAAAGUGAUGCUGAAUGCACUGGAGAAGAUUCUGCUCCUCCAGAGGAGAAAAACAUCCCCUUUAAAGAAAAGUAUGAUGUACUGUCUCAAGAGGCAUCACAAAAGCUGCUAUGGUGGUUUCAGCCCCGUUUGAUUCUCAGUGGGCACACUCAUAGUGCUUGUGAAGUGCUGCAUGCAGGGAAAAUUCCAGAAAUCAGUGUCCCAUCAUUCAGUUGGAGGAAUAGAAACAAUCCUAGUUUCAUCAUGGGCAGCAUAACACCAACUGACUUCUCCCUCCAAAAAUGCUUCCUUCCAUUUGAGAGCAGAGUCUUCACUAUCUACUGUGCAGCAGGUGCUCUGCUUGUGAUCCUGGUACUAGCUCAUGUUCAGCUUCUCACUCCACCGUUUUAUUUUGCUCAGCGUUUAAUCAGUAAGCAUAAAGCAGUAUGAAGAGCCAGACAUCUGCAUUCAGUCACUGAAAUACCAAAGCUGAGAACAGUCAAACAUCAGACUAUAUUCAUGCCAGCAAAUGACCUAAUUUGAUUGCUAGUCUGAAGGCAGGUUGCAUUUACACAUACCAUAGAAGUCCUAUACAGCUGAUAUGACUACUACAGGAUAAAUAAUUAACUGAAAUGAACGUUUCAUGCUGUACAAAAAUACUGUAUUCGACAAUCAAAUGAGUCCUUUUCCUGCUAUAAUUUUUGUAUCAAAUAUGUAUAUUAAAAGUGUAACUGUACAUUAUG